AUGGGUUCUGAAAGAGAUGAUGAGUCUAAGAAUAUGAUUCCUGUUAUAGAUUUCAGCGAUGAAAACUUGAAGCCUGGAUCAGAUUCAUGGGGUUUGGCCUGUAAACGAAUCCAUUAUGGGUUAGAAGAGUACGGGUGUUUUGAAGCAAAAUAUGAUAAAGUUCCUAUACAACUUCACAACUCUCUUUUUCUCGCACUUAAAGACCUAUUUGAUCUCCCAAUUGAGACUAAAAUGCAGAAAACGAGCGAAAGGCCGGGGUUUAAUUAUGUUGGCCUAAGCCCUACUCUUCCUUUCUAUGAAUCUUUGGGGUUCGACCAUCCUACAUCUUUCGAAGAAGUUGAAUCUUUUACUAGAGUUAUGUGGCCUCAGGGGAACGAUUAUUUUCGUGACAGUGUUCGUUCUUUCUCAAAACCGAUGGAAGAUUUGUAUGCAAUGGCAACAAGAAUGGUGUUUGAGAGCUAUGGUGUACUGAGGCUUUAUGAGUCUCACAUGGAGUCGAUCUUUCAUCGUCUCCGGUUAUUUAAAUACAGAAUCCCAGAGACGAAUGAAACCAUGGGAGUGCCGAAUCACACAGACAAAACUUUCAUAACCAUACUUCAUCAACAUGAAGUGGAGGGUUUGCAGGUCAAAACAAAGGAUGAUCAGUAUAUUGAUAUAAAACCUGAUCCUUCUUCCUUUUUGUUUAUUGCAGCUGAUGCAUGCAUGGCAUGGAGUAAUGACAGAAUUCGUGCCUGUGAGCAUCGAGUGAUGUUAAGUGAGUUCAAACCUAGAUACUCCCUUGGAUUUUACUCACUUGUCAAUGGAGUCAUGCAUGUUCCAGAAGAGUUGAUUGAUGAGAAUUAUCCCUUGCGAUAUAAACCAAUCGAUCACAUGAACUUCAUUUUCCAUUUCAAUACGGACGAUGCAUUGAGAAAUUCGGCAUGCCCUAUUAAAACUUUCUGUGGUGUUUGA
Humulus lupulus (European hop) is the source of this 951-nucleotide messenger RNA. Its product is annotated as probable 2-oxoglutarate-dependent dioxygenase AOP1. Gene Ontology annotation, molecular function: dioxygenase activity. The record is from RefSeq and is a predicted model, not a curated record. Lineage: Eukaryota; Viridiplantae; Streptophyta; Magnoliopsida; Rosales; Cannabaceae. Bases 1 to 951 code for a protein of 316 amino acids. The transcript is spliced from 3 exons.